Messenger RNA from Neohortaea acidophila, 940 nucleotides. RefSeq lists its product as uncharacterized. Gene Ontology annotation, biological process: mitochondrial respiratory chain complex I assembly. The transcript has a single exon. Gene Ontology annotation, cellular component: mitochondrial inner membrane. The record is from RefSeq and is a predicted model, not a curated record. Lineage: Eukaryota; Fungi; Ascomycota; Dothideomycetes; Mycosphaerellales; Teratosphaeriaceae. The coding region runs from base 109 to 852 and encodes 247 amino acids.
ACCUUCACACAAUCAUUGCACGUUGCAGCACAAUCCGGUCGGCAUCACUAGAACCAGAGGAGCGCAACAAGAGGCUCUAUUGGAGGCAAUAUCGCCUCAUACAAAGCCAUGGCGACCAUCAGCCGGCGAGUGGCCGCGCAUUGCCAGCGAUGCCACCACCUCGACCUCUCCCGACGAGCCUCAACCUCCCUCCGCCACACCCUCCAACCUCCACCCUCCCUGCAAUCUCGCACGGCACCAGCACGAUGCAUCCGGUCAACGCCCACCCUCUCCAACCCCCCCGCCGCCCCGAAAUCCCGCGACCGCGGCCCACCGAGCGAAGAAGACACGCAAACCGACUUCGCCGCGAUGAACAUCCUAGCCAACACCCCGCCCCCCACAACGGGCAUCGACUCCUGCCUAGACGACGGCUUCGCGCUCAACAGCGGCCUCAAAGUCACCGGCUCCGGCGUGCUGCUCUGCGGAGGCGAAGCCUUCAAAUGGCGUCCCUGGAUCCGCGCAGGCCGGAAAGAAGGCACGAUCGGCGCCGGGGCUGUCGGGGACGACGACAAAGGCGUGCGCAGCGAGGGGGGCAAGUUGCUGAAUGCGAAGGGGCAGUGGGAUGUCGAGGCGCAGGCUUGGGGCGUGCUGGCGCUCGCGUGGCCGAAGCCGGAUUUGCUGGUGCUCGGCACGGGGCGCUCGAUUGUGCCGCUGAGCCCGCGCACAAGGCGGCAGAUUAAUGAUUUGGGGAUCCGGAUUGAGGUGCAGGAUACGAGGAAUGCGGCGGCGCAGUUCAAUCUGUUGGCGACGGAGAGGGGGGUGCAGCAGGUUGCUGCGGCUCUUAUACCCAUCGGUUGGAGGGAGGGUCGUUGAGGCGUGCAGUGGCAUUUCAUGCAUAGCAAUCAACAGGCGGCGAUGUCAAGCUACCAGUUGACAGGCAAACACAAUGGAAAGUUCGGUG